AUGGAGGUCCAUAACAAGGAGGACACAGGGGAGGAUGAUUUUGUAGUGCAGCAUGUCAUUUCUGGUUGGUCCCCUCCCACUGGCCUCAUUUCAAAAAUCAAUGUGGAUGGUGCUUGGGACUGCAAAAGUAGGGUUAGUGGCUUGGGUAUCAUCAUCAGAAACCAUAGAGGGAAUUCGGUGGCUGGAGCUAGUAUUUUUGCUUCUCAUAAUUCUAUUGAGGAAGCUGAAACAAAUGCAGUGCUACAUGGUAUUUUACUUGCUGCACACCACAACUUGAAGGACAUAAGCCUAGAAUGUGACUCUCAGUAUGUGGUAAAGGCACUAAGAGACUCGAAUGCUACGCACAACUGGAGGAUAUCCCCCUUGUUAUCGAGGAUAAACAAUCUGCUCUCUAUGUUUAACUCGGUAUGCUAG
Molecule: messenger RNA, 414 nt
Organism: Fragaria vesca subsp. vesca
Lineage: Eukaryota; Viridiplantae; Streptophyta; Magnoliopsida; Rosales; Rosaceae
Exons: 1
Coding region: 1-414 (137 amino acids)
Source: RefSeq, a predicted model, not a curated record